Molecule: messenger RNA, 743 nt
Organism: Pyrgilauda ruficollis (rufous-necked snowfinch)
Lineage: Eukaryota; Metazoa; Chordata; Aves; Passeriformes; Passeridae
Gene: ZNF593
Product: zinc finger protein 593
Exons: 3
Coding region: 42-443 (133 amino acids)
Molecular function (GO): nucleic acid binding; zinc ion binding
Source: RefSeq, a predicted model, not a curated record
CCGCGCCUGCGCAGUGCGGCGCGGCGCGGCGUGCGGCCGCCAUGUCGCCGCGGAGCGGGCGGCGCACCGGGGCGCACCGGGCGCACUCGCUGGCCCGGCAGCUCAAGACGAAGCGGCGCCGGCGCGACCUGGACGAGAUCCACGUGGACCUGAAGCCCGAGAACGCCGCGCGGCUGCUGCGGCAGGAGAUCGACCCCGACCUGCCGGGCUGCGCCCAGUUCUACUGCCUGCACUGCGCGCGCUACUUCGUGGACCUGAACAGCAUGAAGGAGCACUUCAGAUCCAAAGUGCACAAGAAGAGGCUGAAGCAGCUGCGGGAGGCUCCGUACACGCAGGAGGAGGCCGAGCGCGCCGCUGGCAUGGGCUCCUACGUGCCCCCACAGAAGGUGGAGGUGCAGACCCAGCCCCUGGAGGAGGUCACCGACAUGGAGACGUCGGGCUGAGCGCAGGGACGCGGGACUGAGAGGCUCAGGGGCUCUGUAAGGACGCCUUUGUGCUCAGCUCUGUGAGAAAAGCGUGUCCCAGCACUGGAGCCAAAUCCCUGCUGCUCCCACAGCCCCCCUGGCCGGGCAGUGACGAGGAGAAGGAGCCUGGGUGGCCUCCCCGAGUGUCCCCUCCUGCAGAAAGGGACACGCUGCUUGUUCUCUGAGUGCUGCUGGCACUGCACACUUGUGUGCCUGCUUGUGGAGCAGCUUCUGUCCUUGGCUCACAGCUUAUUCCACCCAUUAAAAUACACAAACUGA